Orycteropus afer afer is the source of this 1203-nucleotide messenger RNA. It is a transcript of the gene EVL, whose product is annotated as Enah/Vasp-like. Gene Ontology annotation, cellular component: cytoskeleton. Gene Ontology annotation, molecular function: SH3 domain binding; profilin binding; actin binding. Gene Ontology annotation, biological process: protein homotetramerization; positive regulation of actin filament polymerization; actin polymerization or depolymerization. The record is from RefSeq and is a predicted model, not a curated record. NCBI's taxonomy places the organism in Eukaryota, Metazoa, Chordata, Mammalia, Tubulidentata, Orycteropodidae.
AUGGUCUACGAUGACACCAGUAAGAAAUGGAUACCAAUCAAACCUGGCCAGCAGGGAUUCAGCCGCAUCAACAUCUACCACAACACUGCCAGCAACACCUUCAGAGUCGUGGGAGUCAAGCUGCAGGACCAGCAGGUUGUGAUCAACUAUUCAAUCGUGAAAGGGCUGAAGUACAAUCAGGCAACGCCAACCUUCCACCAGUGGCGAGACGCCCGUCAGGUCUAUGGCUUGAACUUUGCAAGUAAGGAAGAGGCAACCACGUUCUCCAAUGCCAUGCUGUUUGCCCUCAACAUCAUGAACUCCCAAGAAGGGGGCCCCUCCACCCAGCGACAGGUGCAGAAUGGCCCCUCUCCCGAUGAGAUGGACAUCCAGAGAAGACAAGUGAUGGAGCAGCAGCGCCAAGAGUCCCUGGAGAGGAGGGUCUCAGCCACAGGGCCCAUCCUCCCACCGGGGCACCCCUCAUCUGCAGCCAGUGCGCCCCUCUUGUGUAGCGGGCCUCCACCCCCACCUCCACCGCCUGUCCCUCCGCCUCCAACAGGGGCCACCCCCCCGCCCCCACCCCCGCUGCCAGCAGGGGGAGCACAGGGGGCCAGCCACGACGAGAGCUCCGUGUCAGGACUGGCCGCCGCCCUGGCUGGGGCCAAGCUGCGGAGAGUCCAGAGGCCAGAAGAUGCAUCUGGAGGCUCCAGUCCCAGUGGGACCUCAAAGACAGACCCCAACCGGGCAAGCAGUGGGGGUGGAGGAGGCGGCCUCAUGGAAGAAAUGAACAAGCUGCUGGCCAAGAGGAGAAAAGCAGCCUCCCAGACAGACAAGCCCGCUGAUAAGAAGGAAGAGGACAGCCAAACGGAAGACCCGAGCACCUCUCCUUCACCGGGGACCCGAGCAGCCAGCCAGCCCCCCCACUCCUCAGAGGCUGGCCGGAAGCCCUGGGAGCGGAGCAACUCCGUGGAGAAGCCAGUGUCUUCUUUACUGUGCAGAACCCCGUCUGUGGCAAAGAGCCCCGAAGCUAAGAGCCCCCUUCAGUCACAGCCUCACUCUAGGAUGAAGCCGGCCGCAAGUGCAAAUGACGUGGCCCUGGAUGCCUUAGAUUUUGACCGGAUGAAGCAGGAGAUCCUGGAAGAGGUGGUCAGAGAGCUGCACAGAGUGAAGGAGGAGAUCAUCGAGGCCAUCAGACAAGAGCUGAGCGGGAUCAGCACCACAUAG